This is a messenger RNA of Populus nigra (black poplar), 1163 nucleotides long. RefSeq lists its product as uncharacterized. The coding region runs from base 98 to 787 and encodes 229 amino acids. The record is from RefSeq and is a predicted model, not a curated record. NCBI's taxonomy places the organism in Eukaryota, Viridiplantae, Streptophyta, Magnoliopsida, Malpighiales, Salicaceae. Gene Ontology annotation, cellular component: mitochondrial matrix. The transcript is spliced from 4 exons.
AAUCCUCGUUCUUUCUUCCUUUUCUCUUCGUUUUGUUCUACGCAAGGAAAUACAAAGCUUUGAGAUUUGCUCUGAUUUGAAAGGAAGUGAAAGAAAAAUGUGGAAGAGAGUGUUAAGAGAAGCUACCGUGAGGCAGCCAUGGAGUAUGAUAGCAAGUAAGAGAUGCUUGUCAUCACCACCAACAAGCAAAUCCGCCUCUGUGGACACACUGUUGCUUCGGUAUCUGAAAGAACACUAUGUUGAAGUCUCCAAGAUGAACCCUCCUCCUAAAAUGAACCCUCCAUCUGAGUUUUCAAUAGUAAAAGGUGCUUUGGAUGGGAAUGGUCCAGUUUUGACUCGCACCUAUGGGAAUGAGGAAAUUAAACUCUCUGUAAUGAGGAUGGCGUAUGCUGUACCUGGUGGUGGGGAGGACGAUGAAAAUGACGAGGACAUGAAUCAGUUGUUCCUUCAUGUGGAUGUCUCGAAGCCUGGACAAGAUAAAUCUCUGCAUUUUCUAUGUGGACUUUAUCCAGAUGCACUGGGAGUUCACUCUGUUUCUUUGAGGCCAAAGCUUGACAGUGCUGAUUUUCUUGAGGUUACAGCUACAUACAGUGGCCCGCAGUUUGCGGAACUUGAUGAAAGGAUGAGAGAUGCAUUCCACGGUUUUAUUGAAGAACGAGGUGUGGAUGAGAAGCUGUUUAAUUUCCUUCAGGCAUGGUUGUAUGUGAAGGAGCACCGGAGUCUUAUGCGUUGGUUUAAAACAGUGGGCAUGUACAUCAAUGAAAAUAAGCCAGCUAAGAGUUCUUAAUAUUGUCAUAAGGGGGUUUCGUAAAAUGAUUUAUCUGCAAGCGAAAAUGCUAGACUGCUACCAAGUUGAUGGCAUAUCUGCUUGAUUACUAGCUGGUGAUUCAUUACAUGGGCAAAGAUGGGCAACAUUCUUCUCGGACAUGCUUAUUUUUAAGUGCUUUUGCAGCUUGAUCAAAUGUUUUCUUCAUAAAUUUCUUCGUGUCUAGAGGAAGAUUGUUUGGUGUGAAGUAGAAGACAAAGAUUCUGGGCUCAAAUUGCUCGAGUAGCUUAUUACUAUGUAUACCUCCCACUUUAACACUGCCCUCCUGUUUCGUAUCUUAUAACAUGUUGCACUUUGCCAUUUCAAAAUCAAAGCUGAUGGAAAUUUUUAUAUUGAA